Molecule: messenger RNA, 3408 nt
Organism: Emericellopsis cladophorae
Lineage: Eukaryota; Fungi; Ascomycota; Sordariomycetes; Hypocreales; Bionectriaceae
Product: Transcriptional activator-like protein
Exons: 3
Coding region: 1-3408 (1135 amino acids)
Biological process (GO): regulation of transcription by RNA polymerase II
Cellular component (GO): SLIK (SAGA-like) complex; SAGA complex
Molecular function (GO): protein heterodimerization activity; structural molecule activity
Source: RefSeq, a predicted model, not a curated record
AUGUCUUUUAUCAACGGCCGACAUACGGGGUCAACUCCCACGUUACAUCAUUCGAACAGCAAUAGGAGCUUGAACAUUCCCGACGAUGUUUCUGCGCGUUCCGCCAGGGAGCCUUCCGCCUUAGGGCCUGAGGCCCCGGCUGACGCCGAUGAUAACAUAUAUCGUACUGUUUUCGCAGAUCUGUAUCGCAAAACGGAGGACAGGGUUGCCCUGCUGUUUGGCGAUAGCGGCCAUUACAAUCGCGACGCGAUCGAUGCGCUUCGCCGUACCACUGCCAAUGCUGAGACCGGCACUCCGACUGUGCUACCUCCGACCACCGACCACGAAGACCCGCAGGAACCGCCUCGCAAGAAGGCAAAACGCGACAUUGACGAAGAUGACUAUGGUGAUGAUGAUGAGGACGACGGGGAGGGGGAUGGGCCGUCUGGCACUGCAGCAGCCAAGACGCGAACAUCGGCGGCUGGCGCGCUAUUGUCGCCUUCUAAAUCAGGCAGCUCGCCAGUACAGUCUGUAAAUUCGCCGGACAAGCAACUGGUCAAGGUCAAGAUCGAGCCAUCGACGCAGUCGCAAGAGAAGGAUGCAGGCAACGAUGCCAUCAAGACGCUGGAAGAGGAACACAUGGCCGCGGAGGAGGCAGCGCGGAGAAGUUUCCACACUAUACUAUAUACUCUAGAGAAUGACCGGGCGGCUAUGCUUGAACAGCAACGAUUGGAAGAUUCGGAAAAGCAGCUUCAGGCAGAGAUGGACCACAACACAAACCCGAAUGCUACCGGCCAGGCCGCGACCAAUCAGGGAUCUCUGGCCAGCGCCAAUCUUGGAGCGUCAAGCCUGACGCUCAAACACCUGAUUGCGCGUAUCGAUAUGAGGCGCGACGAGGUUGAGGCGUCCGAUGCCGAGUUGCGAACGCUCAUGAACGAGGUUAGGAAGAAUCGCAGCAAGUGGGCUAGCGAGGAGAACGUGAACCAGGAGGAGCUGUAUGAGGCGCUCGAGAAAGUCCUCACGGAACUCAAGGCCCAUACUGAGUACUCGACGCCGUUUCUGACAAGGGUCAUGAUCAAAAAUCCUAUGGAUCUUGGUACCAUGACCAAAAAGUUGAAGACACUCAGCUACAAGUCGAAGGACGAAUUCGUCACGGAUCUGAACCUUGUUUGGGACAACUGCUUGCGCUACAACCAAGACAUGAACCACCCCCUUCGACGCAUGGCUAACGGCAUGCGCAAAGAAGCAGAGAAGCUCAUUCCGCUGAUUCCAGAUCUCGUCAUCCGGUCACGUGCAGAGGUAGAGGCCGAGGAACGUCGUAAACAGAACGGCGGCGAGGAUGAUGCCGCAGAUGACUCGGACGACGAGCCGAUAAUGUCGUCUCGCGGUCGAGUUACCGGGACCAAAGGCGCCAGUGUGACCGCGAACAAAUCGAGGAAAGCGCCCAGCGAGAAAAGGGAGGACACACCCGUGGUGGAUCAGAAACCUGUGCUUCAAGUCAAUGGGCUCCUGGGGAAGCACGGCCGUGAGAACUCCGAAGCUGUUGAGGGAAGCAAUGGGUUUGGGACCCCCCCAAUAGGGGGUUCCAACACUCCAGCUGGGAUCCAUGGCGCCUCUGGAGUGGCUAGCAAUGCUGACGCGAUGGAUGUUGACGGGCCCAGCUUGAAUGGGCUGGCCCUCGACUCGGCGUACAACGAGGCUGUAGAGCAGGCCUUUGAGGACGAGGAGUACAAGAUCUGGAAGCAGACCACGAAGAAGGAUCGUGCCCUCGCUGCAAAGGAACGUCAUUUUUUGUUCAAGGACAAUAAGUUGAAUCUAGAGGCUACCGCCGCACUUCGAACCAAGGCGGCCAUGCGCCGGUUCCUCAAGCACCAGCAAGAGGCAGCGACAUUGGGCAGCAAGGAUGCUGCGGCCGACGACGCCGGGGCCUCGACCAACCACACGAGCCAAAAACCUGCGGAGACACUGGCUGAAGGCAUUGACGAGGAAGUAGAGAGAGUGAUCCCGGACCACUAUGACGCGCUCAGCAAUAUUCCCGACAUCCAGGCCAACUUUCGGUGGAUCGAGGACGGCGAGGGUCACGUCAUCAACCAGCACGAGGAUUUCUUGCGUCUGGCCCCAGAGGGCGCGUUUCGGGCACCGCAAAGUCGUCUGUCAAAGAAGAUUGACGACAAUAUCCACCAGAUCCAGGAGACGCGCAAGCUAGUGAACAAGAUCUCGGUCAUCAAGCAGAUGCAGGUCCAAACUCAGGUCUUUUCAAAUCAGUUUCCCAAGAUCAACUCGGAAGGUUUCCACGAGCAAGACAUUGAGCCGCACUUUAUUGCGGACAAUGGGCCCGUUAUGGCAGCCGAGACCUGCCACGAUGCUUUGCGUCGCUCUGUCACCAAGAUUUUGUACCACACUGGCUUUGAAGAGACCCAGCCGUCGGCUGUGGACGCCUUCACCGAUAUCGUGGCAGACUACUUCCAGAAGCUUGUCAAGACAUUCAGCACAUAUACUGAGGUGGAGCAGAUGUCGGUUGUCACCAAGGACGGUACCAAAGUGGAGUCUAGAUACACCCCGGAGGAGGCCGUCCUGCAUACGCUGGAUGAGAAUGGGUACGAUGUGGAGGCGCUUGACACUUACGUCAAGGACGACUUGGAUCGACAAUCAAGCAAACUCGCCACUAUGCACGACAGGAUGAAGAAUCACCUGACAGAUCUCCUCCGCCCUGCCUUGACAGGCGAGGAGGGCACUGACGGCGUCGGAGCCUUCAAAGACGGCAGUGACACGUUUGUCAGCGGCGAUUUCGCCGAUGAUCUCGGAGAGGACUUUUUCGGUUUCAAGGCACUCGGGCUGGAUGGGGAGCUGGGAGGCGCGCUGGCCGUGCCGUUCCACCUCCUUCAGACGCGCGUACGGAACCAGUACCAGAUGCAGACACAGACCGCAGGUCCGGAUGUGGCCGACCUCUUCGAACCCCCUGAGCCGCUCGAACCAAUCACCAAGGGCAGUAUCCAGGGACAUAUUGGGCUGGUCAAGAAUUUCUUCUGGGCCAAGCUACACGCUAAUGGCGAUCAGCCACUGGUCGAGGACGAGGAUCUUCCGGUCAAGCAAAGAAAACCACGUCCUCGUCUCGGUGCUACUGGCAAGAUCGUCUCCGCUCAGAAGCGGCCGCCCAAGGAGCAGCUCGCACUGGCUAAGAAGAAGAAGAAGCUCGAGGCAGCCGCUGCGGAGGCGAAGCUCAACGCGUCACCCGGAAAGGCUGGCUCGGCCAGCAACACGCCCAUGAAGAAGAAGUCCCUGCCCAACGGCACCAUGCCGAACCCUGCCGUCCUAGCGCUAGCGCCCUCCAUGGAGCGUUCCGACAGUAUGCAAAGCCAAGGUGGUGCCAGUCAGACAGACAAGGACGAGGGCACAGGCAUGAUGAGCCCAGAGAGCAUUGCCCAAUAG